CCGGCCCGGACCGGCGGCCGCGGGCGACAUGUCGUCGGGCCUCCGCGCCGCCGACUUCCCGCGCUGGAAGCGCCACAUCGCCGAGGAGCUGCGGCGCCGGGACCGGCUGCAGCGGCAGGCGUUCGAGGAGAUCAUCCUGCAGUAUAACAAGUUGCUGGAAAAGUCCGAUCUUCAUUCGGUGUUGGCCCAUAAGCUCCAAGCCGACAAGCAUGACCUGCCGAACAGACACGAGACGAGUCCUGGACACGAUGGAGCACGGAGUGACAGUCAGCUGCAGGAAAUGGCCCAGCUGCGGAUCAAGCACCAGGAGGAGCUCACCGAGCUGCACAAGAAGCGCGGGGAGCUGGCGCAGCUGGUGAUCGAUCUGAACAACCUGAUGCAGCAGAAGGACCGGGAGUUGCAGGCGAACGAGGCCAAAAUCGCCGAGUGUCUGCAGACCAUCUCGGACCUGGAGAGCGAGUGCCUGGAGCUGCGCGGCAAGCUGCAGGACCUGGAGCGCGCCAACCAGACCCUGAAGGACGAGUACGACGCCCUGCAGAUCACCUUCACCGCCCUGGAGGAGAAGCUCAGGAAGACCUCCGAGGAGAACCAGGAGCUGGUCACCCGCUGGAUGGCCGAGAAAGCCCAGGAGGCCAAUCGCCUGAACGCGGAGAACGAGAAGGAUUCCAGGAGACGGCAAGCCCGGCUGCAGAAGGAGCUCGCCGAAGCCGCCAAGGAACCGCUGCCGGUGGAACAGGAUGAUGACAUCGAGGUCAUCGUGGACGAGACCUCCGACCACGCCGAGGACACGUCGCCCGUGCGCGCCAUCAACAGAACGGCCACUAAGCGACUCUCGCAGCCCGCUGGAGGCCUUCUGGACUCUAUCACUAAUAUCUUUGGUCUGUCCGAGUCUCCCCUUUCGGGACAUGAUUCUUCUUCCGGUGCUGCCAGGAAUGCGUCGGCGGCCGUGUGCCUGAUCACGAGGCGCUCCGUCUCUUCCCUCCCCGCCCCCCAGGACAGCGUGGAGCCUCCCCCUGGCUCCGGGAAAGAAGUGAGGGUGCCGACCACCGCGGUGUGUGUCUUCGAUGCUCACGACGGCGAGGUCAACGCAGUGCAGUUCAGCCCGGGGUCCCGGCUCCUGGCCACCGGGGGCAUGGACCGCAGGGUGAAGCUCUGGGAGGUGAUCGGAGAGAAGUGCGAAUUGAAGGGCUCCCUCUCCGGCAGCAACGCGGGCAUCACCAGCAUCGAGUUCGACAGUGCCGGCUCGUACCUCUUAGCCGCUUCCAACGACUUCGCGAGCCGGAUCUGGACUGUGGAUGACUAUCGGCUACGGCACACGCUCACCGGGCACAGCGGCAAAGUGCUCUCGGCCAAGUUCCUGCUGGACAACGCGCGCAUCGUGUCCGGAAGCCACGACCGCACCCUCAAGCUCUGGGACCUCCGCAGCAAAGUCUGCAUCAAGACGGUGUUUGCCGGCUCCAGCUGCAACGACAUUGUGUGCACCGAGCAGUGCGUCAUGAGUGGGCAUUUCGACAAGAAGAUCCGUUUCUGGGACAUCAGGUCGGAGAGUAUCGUCCGGGAGAUGGAGCUGCUGGGAAGGGUCACGGCCCUGGACCUGAACCCCGAGCGGACGGAGCUGCUCAGCUGUUCCCGGGACGACCUGCUGAAGAUCAUCGACCUGCGCGUCAACGCCGUGCGCCAGACCUUCAGUGCUCCCGGGUUCAAGUGCGGCUCAGAUUGGACACGAGUGGUGUUCAGCCCCGACGGCAGCUACGUGGCGGCAGGCUCGGCCGAGGGCGCCCUGUACGUGUGGAGCGUGCUCUCGGGGAAGGUGGAGAAGGUUCUCGCCAAGCACCACAGCUCGUCCAUCAACGCCGUGGCCUGGGCCCCCUCCGGCGCCCACGUGGUCAGCGUGGACAAGGGCAGCAAGGCCGUGCUGUGGUCGGACUACUGACGCUCUGGGGCCGCGGGGCGUCCGCGCGGCGCCCCUGCCAUCGGCGGAUACACUACUGGCUCUGUCUUCCGUACCUCAGCGGGGCCGCCCGGCUCCCCGCUCCCUCCCUGGACGCCAGUGCCAAAAUCCCCGCGCCCCGGGACUCUGGGGACUCUGGUCCGGCUCCGAGCUGCCCCGCCCCUGCCAAGGACUGUGGCCCUGAAUGUGUCGCUCG
Sorex fumeus (smoky shrew) is the source of this 2147-nucleotide messenger RNA. RefSeq names its product autophagy related 16 like 1 (gene ATG16L1). Gene Ontology annotation, cellular component: autophagosome membrane. Bases 29 to 1933 code for a protein of 634 amino acids. Gene Ontology annotation, biological process: negative stranded viral RNA replication; autophagosome assembly. The transcript is spliced from 20 exons. Gene Ontology annotation, molecular function: protein binding. NCBI's taxonomy places the organism in Eukaryota, Metazoa, Chordata, Mammalia, Eulipotyphla, Soricidae. The record is from RefSeq and is a predicted model, not a curated record.